UGGUGUAUUACAACAUGUGGUCGCCUAUUGUCCUGUGCCUCUUUGUGGGCGUUACCUUGGCUUCAAACCCUGGCUGGAAACAUGGUGCUGAGUAUGUAUAUUCGUUGGAAGGACGUACCCUGGCUAAUGUUGAUGCUCUUUCUCAACAACAAUCUGGAAUCCUAUUUAAAGGUACCCUUAGACUUCAACCAUUAUCCGAAGGAAAACUGAGAGGAUUAAUCGAGAAAGCUGAGUACGAUGAUAUCCAUGCUGAACUUCCCGAUGGAUGGCAAACCGAAAUUCCUGACAAACAAGUUUCUUGGAAACAACUUAAGAUGGUUAAGAAGCCAUUCGAAGUUGAAAUGAGGAACGGCAGAAUUACUGGUUUGAUUGUCAGCAAGUCUCUUGCUAACUGGGAAGUUAACUUUAUCAAGAGUAUUAUGAGUCAAUUCCAGUUGAACACUAAAGGAGAACAACUUAUCGAGAGUCCCCUUAACAGCCUCCCAGAAGAAGGACCUAAUAAUCAAGAAGCUGUUUUUCUUGCUAUGGAAGACACCGUUACCGGUGAAACUGAAACGUUGUACCUUAUUAGACCUUUACCAGAAGAAGUAGUGCAAAGAAAAUCUGGUGAAGCUAAAUACCUGGAUGCUGCUGAAAACGAAGAUAUUAUCGAGAUUAUUAAACAUAAAAAUUACAGCAAAGCUGAGGAAUUACCCGCCUACUCCUAUGGAUUUGCCAAACUUAGAAACGGAGAGCCAGCUGGUAAUCAAAUGGGAGAAUUCUUCACCAGAGAAACAUUUUCCCGUGUUAUUGUAACUGGAAGCUUACAACAGUUCACGAUUCAGAAAUCUUUUACCGUUAACAAAGCCAUCGUAAGCCCAACUUUAAGUGACAAUGAUAAAGCCUCAGUUGUAUCAGUAGUAAAUGCUACAUUGGAAGAAAUUAAAUCUCCAGAACAAAACAUCGAUGAAGUACCUCAACCAGUUAAUGUAGGAAACCUUGUGUAUUCUUAUGGAAAACCAUCUGCUCUCUCAGGAGCCUCAAAAAGAUCCGGUUUACACGCUCAUAAAUAUGAUCAAAACGAUUUAAGAAGAAACAACGUAAGAGAUCGUCGUUCUCUCCAAUUUUCCUCUGAAGAAUCUUCAGAAGAAUCUGCAGAAGAUUACAUGCAAGAGCAACCGGAAUUAACUGAAUCUGCUCCACGCCCACUCUUGCCUUACACUAUAGGAUACGAAGGAAUGUCCAUUAAACAAAAAAUUAAUGUCGUCAAAGAAGUUCAAAAAUUGGCCAAGGAAAUCGCAAAAAGGAUGAAAGAUACUCAUAGAACCCACCACGAACAACUUUUAGAUCAAUUCCAAAAUAUGGUUUCGUUAAUUCGUAUUAUGAAUUUCCAAGAACUGCAACAAGCUGCAGAAGCUUUGUACACUAACAAACGCGGAGGAUCUGAAAGUGUCGAGUGGUCCGUUUUACGCGAUGGAGUAGCUGCAUCAGGUUCUGGACCAGCACUUCUUUUAGCUAAGGAUUUGAUAAUUACAGGUAAAUUGUCUGGAGAGGAAGCAAGUCUUUUUAUCGCUAGCUUGACAGGUGCAGUUCGUGAACCAACUCCAUCAUUCUUAAAGGUAUUGUUUGAUAUCGUCAAGAAUCCUGUAGUUCAAAAACAAUGGCCUUUAAACAACACUGCUCUUCUCGGUUUGACUGAUAUUAUUAACCGUGUGUACGUUGACAAAGAACAAUCCAAAAAUCGUUUCCCAACAGAAAGUUUCGGAUCUUUCGAAACCAAAGAAGGUGAACAAUUUAUUAAAAAUGAAGUACUUCCAUACCUUAGCCAAAAGUUGAAGGAGGCCGUCGACAAUGAUGAAACCCACCAAGUUCAUGCGUAUACCCGUGUUAUUGGAAACACUGGUUCUUACUACUUCUUGCAAAUAUUCGAACCUUACUUGGAAGGAAAACAACCUUGCUCUCAAUUCCAACGCAUGCUUAUGAUAUUAGCUAUGGAAAAACUCGCAAUUGCACACCCCAAUACUGCUCAAGCUAUUCUCUUCAGAGUUUACCAAAACCCUGCAGAAACUAGGGAAGUUAGAAUGGCAGCUGUAUUCCAAAUCAUGCGCACUGGACCCAGCUCUCAAAUGCUCCAAGCUAUGGCUGAAUAUACCAACAUUGAUGAUGACGACUAUGUCAAUGCUGCUGUUAUUAGCUCCAUCAGAACUGCUUCUGAGUUGGAAGGUGAACAAUAUAUUAAAAUAAGAACUGCUGCCCAGGCCGCUGUAAAUCUUUUGAACGAUCAAAAAUCUCACGGUCUUCGUCAUGGAGCUAACUACCUCCGUACAUACGUUGUUGAAGAAUUACAAAAGAUGUACAAGGAAUCAACACAAAUCUUCGGUAGCGAUGACUCAAUGGUACCUAAAGGUAUCAGGUACUCACUUCAGCAACACAUGGGACAAAUCAAACGCAGAAUUGUUAAUGUUCAAGCUAUUACUUCCAGCGUUGAUGAUCUGUUAAAGGUAUUAGAGGAACAAACUGCUUACUUCCAACAAGAACAAUCACAACAAAAGCAAAAAUCACAAGAGCAGGAAAAGAACCAAUGGUCAAGUCACAACAUUGCAAAACUCCUUAAUAUUCAACCUGAUAAUAGAGAACAGCUUGAAGCUUUUAUGUUUAUGGAAAUCUCUGAUCAGUACCUUAUGGCUGGUUUAGACAACAGGACUAUUGAAAACCUUCCUCAAGCUAUUCGUGAAUGGGAAGAAGAGCUUAAAAAAGAAAAUCAAAUGAAUAUGUACAAACUAACAACAAGAGAAAUGGCUGUUGCUUUCCCAACAGGUCUUGGUUUACCAUUCUUGUUUACUUACGAUGUUCCAAUGCUUGCUAAGCUCGAAGGAAAACUUAGAGCUACAGCUAACCCUCAAAUUUCUCAAAACAACAAGAUCAAUAUUCCAAAUCAAAUUGACAUUAAUGCCGAUUUACAAGUUGUAAUUUCUUCAAAGGUACAAAGCAGGUUAUCUUUUACCAGCCCAAUCCACCACCAACAAUACAUUGCUGGAUUUGACAAACAUUGGCAAGUUAUUGUACCUGUUCGUGCUCAAGUACAAGUUGAUAUCAAAAACAUGAACGCUCAAGUCGAAGUUGAACUCAAGGCUGACAAAGAAGUACCACUUUUGCACUAUAGCACUGUACCUUAUACUUCUAAGAUCGAAGUUACAGAUUUCCAAGCUGUUUCACAAAGCCACAACACUAGAGUCAUUAGACAAGAUGAUUUGCAAAGCUUUGAAGCCACUUUCGGCAAAAAAUCCACUGGUAUGGCAUUCCGAGUCGAAAUUGAACAUCAAAGACAAUUCUUCGACACACUUAGUCUUAACCGUAUUUUUUCACAGCAAAGUACACUCGAUGCUAUGAAAUCUUUGUGGGAUGAUAAUUCACUUCAAUACAGUGAAAUCAACGUCUACUUCCGUCCUGAAGAAUCGCAAACCCGCAAAGCCAUCCUUAAACUUUCUUACGAAAGCAAAUACAGAUCCCAGCCAGAUUCUGAUUCAGCAAGUGAAUGGAUUCUUAACGAGAACGCUGAACCAGCUCAACGCCAAGAAGGGCUUAUGAAGAAGGUUGCUGCAGAUAUCAAGAAUGUUCAAGUAGUUUCUCUAGACGCCACUUUAGAAUUCCAAGGUCAAAAGAAGAUUAAAUACAUUUUAACCGGAGCUGUUGCUAAGAGUAACGUAGAUCCCAAAUCCCGCGUUAUGGUUUCUUACAAACGCAAAGGCGAUGCUAAACCACACGAACUGCACAUGGAAGCUAAGAGUUACAUACCUAACACCAACGCACUUGAUCUUGAAUUCACUUUACAAAACGAACCUGUAGCAAACAGCGAAAUCAAAAUUAAGUUUGGCGAUUCUGAGAAGCCCCUCUCCAAAGUUGAGCUUCAAGCAGAACAUAGAAGAUCCGAAGAGCGUAAGCAUUUCUUGAAACAACUUCCAAUUUACAGACAAUGCAAGGAUGAAAUGAGAGCUGGUAACAAACAAUUGGCAGCUUGUACUAAUGUUACUGAAGCUGCCAACCUUUUGGACGCUGUCAGUAUCAAACUACAUCACGAAAACCUAGAUGAAGACAUGGUUCAAUACAUUCAAACAGCUUUCAACGCAUUCAGAGCCUUUGCUUACCCAGAAUUAUACAUUGGUCAAAAGAAUGUCCAAUCAAGUAAAAACGAAGUAAAAAUUCAAGCCCAAUUCUACCCAGACUUACAAGCUGUAAAUGUAUCGAUUAAAGCAGAAGGUGAACAGUCUGUUUUCACAAAGAUCCCAGUUUCUCCUCUCGCCAAGGAAAUCUUUGUAGUUCAACCAGUAUUCCAUCUCCGUUCACGACUGAUGAGCUAUGCUUGGGAAAUGGACACCUACAGACCUUUCUGCACCAUCGACAAAACCCAUGUGAACACCUUCAGCAACCGUACCUACCAAGCUGAGGUUUCCAAACACUGGACACUUGCUCUACAAUACUUGAAUGGCAACUCCCGCCUACAACAACAAAAAUCCAUCCCAGAACAACUAAAACAACAGCCUGAACACUACGUAGUGCUAGUACGUGAAAGUCCCGAAUCUUCAAACAAGAAGGAAGUUAAGGUUGUGCUCAGCACUCCAGAAACUAACUUUAAAAUUGUUGAGAUUGACAUGACUCCUACUCAAUCACAAGGCUCAGGAGCUCGUGGAAAAGUUUCAGUGAAUGGACAACAAGUACCAGUCAGCGAAAAGCAAAGUCAUGACGUUAGUGAUGGAUUUAUCCAAAUCUACGCUUUACCUAAUGGAGAAAUUAAGGUUGAAGUAAAUGGAGCUCUCUACAUUAUCUACGAUGGAAACCGUGUUAAAAUGUCAGCUACCAGCGACAAGCUUAGAAACCGCAUUGUUGGAAUCUGUGGACAAUUCACAGAACAAGAGUCUGAUGAUUUCCUUACACCACAAGCCUGCAUUGCUGUCGACGAAGAAGAGUUCCUAAGAAGUUUGGAAGUAGAAGGCCAAAAGGGUAAACAACUAAGAGAUGCCUUUAAUGGUAACUCAAAGAAAUGCUUAGAUCGUGAAGUUCCAAGAUUCGUCAAUGUCAUUAAUGCUCGUGAUUACAGAAGCCAAAACUACCAACCAUCCAAAUCCACCAGAUGCACACACUUCCAGACCCAAUACCACGAAGAGGGUGACAAGAUCUGCUUCAGCAUCCAUCCUCAACCUACCUGCAGUAGCCACUGCCAACCAAGAAAACAAUUCACUAAGAAAGUACCUGUUCACUGUGUACAAAAAGGCAACGCUGCCCAAAUGUGGAAACAACAAAUCCAAAAUGGACAGAGCCCUGACUUCAGUUCUAAGUCAGAACACAGAUCUGUUUCCAUGAAGAUCCCUGAAAGCUGCUCGCAGUAAAUUUGACGACUGUGUUAUGUAUUUUAGAUAUUAGAAGCAUCGCAAAA
Molecule: messenger RNA, 5410 nt
Organism: Diabrotica balteata
Lineage: Eukaryota; Metazoa; Arthropoda; Insecta; Coleoptera; Chrysomelidae
Source: the annotation of a GenBank genome assembly